CAGUUGGUGAAAGGUGGUUGGUCUGAGGGAAGUGAGAGGAGAAGUGCAGCCGCAGGUGGUGAUAGUCCAGAGAGGUAGUAAAGUGGAGUCACAGUCGAUAGACAGAAGCAACACAAAAAGGGUGAAGGAGGACCCAGGGGAGGAAACAGGAGUGACAUACUGAGCUGCAGCAGAAUGUGGUUCUUCUUCUUUGAGAGAGAGAUAGCAAGACCAAGCCAGGGACAAGACUAAAUUGCUAUUAAAUCAAGACAUGAAAAUAACAUUCUAUCAGCUACUUCACAACCAAAUACAUUUAAGAAGAUUGCUAGGACUUCUACAAUCAAAAGAUUAUUUGAUUUAAAAAGACUCAGAACAAAAAGAUCUACAAUCUUUCCAACAGGUGUUAAAGUUUGUCCACAAGAAUCAUCAAAGCAAAUUAUUGCAAGUCACCUGGCGUACUACAAACUAAGAGUCUGUCAGGAGGCUGUGUGGGAAGCUUUUCGGAUCUUCUUGGAUCGAAUUCCUCAAACCACAGAGUACCAGAGCUGGGUUGAUGCAUGUCAGCAAGAAUCCUUUUGUUUUUCUGAAAUUGGGAAAAACUUUAGCAGCUCACAAGAACAUCUGGAUAUUGUUCAACAGAGAAUUAAAGAGAAGAAAAUGCCUGAAAAGACACAUGAGAUUUCUGCAGAAGUCACUUUGUCUCCAGUAAUUAUUGAGGACCCUCUUGUGUCUACAACUGGUCUUCCUAAUUCUAUAUCAGCUUCCCUUGUUACUUCAAAUGAUACUCUCUUCAAUGAAAUCAUCAAUGACACCAAGCAUCAACUAAAGGAAACGGAAGUUACUAAUUUAGUACCAGAACAGCCAAAACAACAGACGGUAGAGUUCACGGUUACCCUCAACAGCCAACAAUUCACAGAAGAAUUAAGUGAUCCAAAUUCACCUCAAUAUCAAGAAUUAGAAACAAAUUUUCAGCAACAGAUGCAAAAGGUGUUUGAAAAACUUCCAGGGUUUAAAGAAAUAAAGGUUUUACGAUUUAGAUCUGAUAGCAUUGUGGUGCGGUAUGCUGUGGUCUUUGAAAAAGGCAACGCUGAAUCUAAAAAUAAAAUUGAUGAGACAUCUACUAUCACAUCUAACAAAGUUGAAAAUGGUAACAAUGAAAAGGCAAAAGAAAUGUCAUAUACAGUAACAGAAUUACAGGAGAUUGUUGUCAUGGCAUUACGCGAUGAUCGAUCUUUGACCCUUGACCUCCAAAGCCUCUUCUUUUCAGAUGAUCCAGAUAUAUCUUUAGAUCCUCUGGGAAGUGAUAUUAGUCCCUUGGUCACUGUAUCAACAAUCAAAAUGAAGACUGAUUUGGAUGAAGUACUAAUUGCAGAAGAACCACUAGAUAACCUUUCUGUAGAAACCGUGGAACAGGCAACAGACUAUGAAUUCCCAGUACCAGACGAAAAGACAAUAAAUCAUGUGAACAAAAUUGUUCCAGAAGCUCCUACAGCUCCUAUUAUAGUUUCACAUACUACUACUCUUUUUCCGGAAGAAUAUGGGGCUUCACCUAUAUUUCACCAUAAAAUGGAAGUAGACCUUCCAACUCCAUCCUUAGAGGAGAUUAUUAGAGACAUUGACAAUAAAGUUAAUGAUGGUUUUACAGUGCCUUUGGAUACUCCAAAUACCAAGAGUAAGAUAGAAAAUGAAAUAGAAACUAUGUUAGACAAUAACUUGACUGGGACAUCAAGUGAUACACCAUCUGACAUUUGGUAUGAGUUUGUACCUUCAUCUACCAGUGAGGUUUUUCCAUAUACAACAAUGGAAACACCAAGUGGACAAAAGACAGAAAAUACCUUUGUCAUGGACAAUAUUAUUGUCACAUUGCCAUCCAUGGUAGAGGCACCAUCUGGAGAUGGUGACAUUAAUGUUGCUUUUCCAAAAGAUGACUCUUCAACUGCAGAACCAGUUUUUAUCAGUACCAUUAAGACAUUGCCUGCCUACGUAGAUCAAAGUAUAUCAUUAUCUUCCACAACUCAAGAAUUUGAAUCAAACAUAUUGGCGGUAUCACCUUCUGAGCAUCCCUUUAGAUAUGGAGAAACAAUAUCAUCUACCUCUAGUACUAAAGUAAUAUCAAAUCAACUGGAAGAGGUAACUCCAAGAGAAGCACAAGUAGAUGAAGAAACUACUCCAGUAGUAGUGCACAUGAUUGAAAGAACGACCCCUGUAAUAGGAGUACUUGAUGAAACUUAUUCAAUAGAAGUUGGCAUUCUUGAAACAGAAGAAGUACUUGUAAAAACUACUCCAGUACAAAUAGGCAUGGUUGAAGAAACAACUCUGGCAGUAACAGGAGCACCAGAAGACUCUACUCCAACAGCAGGUAUAACAAGUGAAGAAAGUACUCCAAAACUAAUUUCACUUGAAGAAACUACUCCAGAAGUAAAUAAAAAGUUAGAUGAAACUACAGCCACAACAACAGCUUUGGGUGACGCCACAACAGCAGCUUUGCUCCUGGAAUCAAGGUUCACUGAGACAAGUGCGUCACAAAGUCAAAUGGCUGACAGUGAUAGAGAAAUGGGCAAUUUGGGUGUAGUGAGUACAUCAGGAUGGGUAGAAAUCGCAGAUUCUACAGCAAAUCCAGGCACUCUAUCAAACAAUACUGCAGCAUUCUCUUCAUUAGAAAAUUCUACAUCUAGCACUACACCUUCUGCUGAUACAGGAAAAGAGCUUGUUGUGUUCUUUAGCCUACGGGUGACUAACAUGCCAUUUUCUGAUGACCUAUUCAAUAAAAGUUCCCCAGAAUACAAAGCACUUGAACAGCAAUUCCUGCACCUGCUGCUCCCUUAUCUUCAAUCCAAUCUCACGGGAUUUAGGCACCUUGAAAUUCUCAACUUCAGGAAAGGGAGUGUGAUUGUGAACAGUAAACUGAAAUUUGCUAAAUCUUUGCCAUAUAACGUCACGGAGGCUGUCCACUGUAUUUUGGAAGAUUUUUGCAAUGCUGCAGCACAGAUCCUCAAUUUAGAGAUUGACAGCUAUUCACUAGACAUUGAGCCAGCUGACCAGACCAACUCUUGUAAGUUUAUGGCAUGUGAUGAAUUUUCAGAAUGUUUAGUAAACUCAUGGACAAAAGAGGCAGCCUGUGUUUGUAAGCCUGGCUUCAUCAGUAUUGAUGGACUGCCCUGCCGCAGUAUCUGCGAUCAGGAACCCAAUCAUUGUUCUGAAGGUGAAAAAUGUGAAAUCAUAGCUGGUAAAGGAGCAGUUUGCAGAUUGCCAGUCCCUAUUAUGCAGGAGAAUCUCAAGAGCAGACAAUGAGAGCAGUGUUCCAGCAAUAUUUGCAGUACAGAAAGAUAAUAAGUUUCAGAAUAAAAGGUCUAAAGAACAUUUCUAUAAGGCGAUGAAAAGAAGUUACACAAAUAGAAGACCGUGUCUCGUUUCCUUUCCAAGUGCAGAAUCAUUCUUUUAGAAAGUGUUAUGCAUCUGUUAUUAAUUAGAAGAUAGAGAAGUGAAAUAUACAACAAAAUGUGGAAUCCUACUUGAGUGACACGCUGAACUGGCUUUAGAAUUUGUGGAAGAACCAUCGCUCUCUGGAAAAUGAAUUAAACAUAUUCUUCAAGUCUGACUGGAUAAAUCACACUAUCUUGUGUUUUACUGUUCUGUCAAUGGGAAUGGAGCCCUUAAAACCGGCUUUGUGUUUUGUUAGUUGUUUAUAAAGCAAAAUGUGUGCCGUAAUAUUUAAACUCUGGAGUCUACUCUAUGGAAACAGGUGAAAUAAGUAGUCUAUAUAUAAUAUGUUUGAGCUACUGCUAAAUGUGACAACCACAGAUAUUAUCUCUAAUGGGGCCCCAUACAUCAGCAGUCAGAAAAAGAUUCAGCAUUUUCCCCUGAUUAAACGAUUCUUGAUUUCACCAAUACAUUGCCAAUAUUUUUCAGUGAUUCGCAGAUCAUUUUCAGCAAAUACAGAUCUGCCAAUCUUGAAGGCUGAUCAAUUUACUAGUAAUGGUUUGCAAAUCGGCUGAUAACCACACACUAUCAGUCUACAGUCCCGAUUGGCUGGUGAAAUCCAACUUCAUUUACAGACUCAGAUCAGCGUUUGGUCGGAAUCUGCGAUUGGUGAACACCAUACCGUGCAGAUUUUUUUUACCCCAAUCUGCAAAACGGGAAUUGCCUCAAUUCAUUGCAGAUGUAUGGGCCCCAUAAGAUGUGUAGGCACCACAGUAUUUAAGAUGUAAUUAGUUGUAAGUUGUGUAAAAUGUAUUUCAAUUUAACUACUGUAUGUAACUUUAUAUCAUUGAUUAGAACAUUUUGAGAUAGAAGGUGGCAGCUGAUUUGCUAUUUCUUAAAUUUAAAUAAAGUAUUAU
This is a messenger RNA of Pseudophryne corroboree (corroboree frog), 4316 nucleotides long. RefSeq names its product interphotoreceptor matrix proteoglycan 1 (gene IMPG1). The transcript has 16 exons. NCBI's taxonomy places the organism in Eukaryota, Metazoa, Chordata, Amphibia, Anura, Myobatrachidae. The record is from RefSeq and is a predicted model, not a curated record. Gene Ontology annotation, biological process: visual perception. Bases 637 to 3270 code for a protein of 877 amino acids.